GUGCAAACUUCAGAAAGAGGAAGCUGCUCAGAUGCUGCCUUUAAGAACUGUGAGGCACCCACGUAGAACAGAAGACUUCACACACUUACGAUUGUGAUUUUUAGGUCUAAGGAGGACGAAUGCAGGGGAACCACAGGAAAAAUGUUACCAAUAUGCAGAGCCUGGAAGAAAGAGCCAUGGGGAGCUAAGGCGUCAGUGAGCGAGCUCAAAGCUUCAAAGCUUUAUUUCCACUGAUCUUUGUCCACGGGGAUACCAAUUGCUACAUAAUUUCAAUGAUUAGACUCUGUUACAUCUUUGCCACUUCUCUUCUUUUAAAAGGCCGUGGGAAAAUGAAACAGGGCUAAGACAGGGAGGUCAAAAAAGCAAAGGCGAUUGGAAGAGGUGCAUGUACGAAGGAAGACACCAGCUGAAAGGACUCUUGGGAAAGAUAAAGUGUUACCUCUCAAAGAGACCACUGCCAUCUCCCACUGACCGGAAGAAGUUUGAUCAUGACUUUGCCAAUUCUACUUCCUUUCAUGGGAUACAUAAUAUUACCCAGAACCAGAACAAGGUUCGAAAGGUAAUCUGGCUGUCUGUGGUGCUGGGCUCUGUCUCACUGUUGGUGUGGCAAAUCUACAGUCGCUUGCUCAAUUACUUCACGUGGCCAACGACAACGUCUAUAGAAGUUCAGUAUGUGGAAAAAAUUGAGUUCCCAGCUGUGACAUUCUGUAACUUGAACAGAUUCCAAACAGAAGCAGUAUCCAGAUUUGGCAUCAUUUUCUUCUUAUGGGACAUAGUCUCCAAAGUCCUCCGCCUUCAGGAAAUGAGUGGCAACAACACUGGCUCUCCAGAGACUUUAGAUUUUGUUACAAGACACCAAAACUUCAGCAUUACACAGUUUGUCAAGAAGAACGGUUUUUAUCUCAAUCAUGACACUCUGGUGCACUGUGAGUUCUUUGGAAAAACAUGUGGUCCAAAGGAUUUCAAACACGUCUUUACUGAAUAUGGGAAUUGCUUCACUUUUAACCACGGUGAGAAUGUACAAAGCAAGAAUAAAGUGAGUGUGUCCGGAAGAGGCUUAAAGCUGCUUCUUGAUGUCCAUCAGGAGGAAUUCACUGACAAUCCAGUCCCUGGUUUUGCCGAUGUUGGAGUCAUCUUUGUUAUUCACUCACCCAAGAAGGAACCACAGUUUGAUGGCUUAGGUUUGUCUUCUCCUGUGGGGAUGCAUGCACGGGUGACCAUCCGCCAACUGAAGACAGUCCACCAGGAGUACCCAUGGGGAGAAUGCAAUCCUGAUAUAAAGUUGAGGAACUUCACCACCUACAGCACUUAUGGUUGUUUGAAGGAGUGUAAAGCCCAGCACAUACAAAGGCUGUGUGGAUGUUUGCCCUUUCUUCUUCCAGGAAAUGGUGUAGAAUGUGACCUUCUAAAAUACUACAACUGUGUGUCUCCCAUCCUUGACCACAUUGAGCGUAAGGGACUGUGUACGAUGGGAACUCACAACUCCAGCUGUCCUGUGCCGUGUGAAGAAACAGAAUACCCAGCUACUGCUUCUUAUUCUACUUUCCCGAGUCAAAGAGCAACAAAAUUUCUUGCCAAGAAAUUGAAUCAAAGUCAAGAAUAUAUCCGGGAGAAUCUUGUGAACAUUGAGAUAAACUAUAGCGACUUAAACUAUAAGAUAACGCAGCAACAAAAGGCAGUGAGUGUGCCCGAGUUACUUGGUAAGUGUGUUAACUCCUUCCUCAGCUCCCCUUGUCAGACUGUUCUGUACAGGGCUCAGGCUCUCAGUGGAGGAAGAAGAGUCAAUUGCCCGUGUCUCCUACCAGUGUUUAUUCUCCCUAGGAAACACUGGUCACUGGAACUCCAUUACACAGGAUUUUACCAAAGCAGAUGUGGAUCUCGAGUUUCACUUGCAGUUGCUUUCCCUUCGAGCUGCCCAUCAUGACAUACAUAUAUACAUAUGUAUAUAUCCACACGUGUAUAUAUCCAUAUUCAUAUACAUACACACACACACACACACACA
Molecule: messenger RNA, 2002 nt
Organism: Grammomys surdaster
Lineage: Eukaryota; Metazoa; Chordata; Mammalia; Rodentia; Muridae
Gene: Asic5
Product: acid sensing ion channel subunit family member 5
Exons: 11
Coding region: 386-1924 (512 amino acids)
Biological process (GO): sodium ion transmembrane transport
Cellular component (GO): membrane
Molecular function (GO): ligand-gated sodium channel activity
Source: RefSeq, a predicted model, not a curated record